GCGAUUUGGGCGAUUCUGGUGAGACUUGAGCGGGGCUCCAUCUCUGCUAGGUUCUUUGUCUGAUUCCUCUUUUCUUUCCUUUGCUCUGGUACGAUUCUUUACUUUUCCUAAUGAAUCUCUCAACGAAUUUUCCUGUUCUUCGUUCUUCUCUUUUCGAUCGUAACCCUAGUUCUAUGAAAGGAGUGCGAUCUGCUAUUAAUGUUUUACAUAAUAAGGGCUCUAGUUCGGCUGUUAGUGGCAAUAUUCUCGAUUGUGUGGAGGGUGCUUCCGUGGUAAGUGAACAUGUUGCCACAUCGCUGGUUCAGCCUGAGGUCCAACUCCUGCGUAAGGAAGUAGAACCAAAACAACAAAUGGAUGCUGUGACUUCAACUGGUGUUUUGGAGGGUAUCUCUAACCCUACACCUUGUUGGACCGAGAUUGUUGUGCCGAAACCAGAUGGUCCUCGUAUGAAGCUAUCCUACCACCCCCCACAGAUUAAGGAGGCUAGAGUAGUAGUGUGUCCUCCUCCUGAGGUUGUUGACGCAGGGGUUUCUCGGUGGAAAGACUGCGUGGUUAGGUAUUUUUUGGAUAAGAAACUGCCUUUUAGUGCUGUUGAGAGUAUCGCUUUUCAGAUUUGGAAGAGAUUUGGUAUUCAGAAGGUUAUGUCUAACGACCAGGGUUUUUUCUUCUUUAAGUUCUCCCAAGCGGAUGGUCAUGAGAAGGUUGUUGCAGCUGGGCCUUGGCAUUUUGGGGAAAAACUUCUCAUUCUCAAGCAAUGGUCCCCUCAGUUGGAGCUUAGGAAAGAGCAGUUUACCAAAGUCCCUAUCUGGGCUCAACUCUAUAAUGUUCCUUUGCAGCUAUGGCAUGAGGAUGGCUUGAGCUUUAUAGCUAGUGCUAUUGGGGUACCUUUAUAUGCUGAUAAACUAACAGAGAGUUAUAAGAGGCUAAGCUAUGCUAGACUAUGUGUGGAGGUUGAGGUUGGCUCUAUCCUACCUGACACUAUUGACGUGGAGUGCUCCAAUGGUCUUGCUGCUACUAUAGGAGUUAAAUAUCCCUAG
Messenger RNA from Rhododendron vialii, 1037 nucleotides. RefSeq lists its product as uncharacterized. NCBI's taxonomy places the organism in Eukaryota, Viridiplantae, Streptophyta, Magnoliopsida, Ericales, Ericaceae. The record is from RefSeq and is a predicted model, not a curated record. The coding region runs from base 111 to 1037 and encodes 308 amino acids. The transcript has a single exon.